AGAACCCAUUUUCGAGCAAUUGAAUUUCUCUCAUCCAAAAGCAAUAAUGUUCUUAAUUUCAUGCUUUCGAUUUUCUCAACCAAUCUAAUCUAACGCUGCAUGGAAAUGCAUGCAUGCUACUAUAGAAUUAAUUUUCUCCUCCUCCUCUAACAACAACAAAGGAAGAGACGUACAAGUUGUGCAUGCAUUAAUCGCAUGAAUUCCAGCACGUGAUCAACCACAUGAAUGUGAAAGAGGAAGGAACAUUAAUCAGCAUCGGCAGAGAUGACAGGCCAUCAAAAUGACUACACCAAUUACACUGUGAUGAUGCCUCCCACGCCGGAUAACCAACCCGGAACCUCGGACUCCAAACAUGAUGGUGCAGGUGGGACAACGUACGGAACAACAAGGUUUGCCUCCGAGUCACAACAAGAAGGUGGUGGCCCCAAGAUGGAAAGAAGGAUGUCUUCUGUGUUGAGUUCAGUGAAUAACAAGUCCAUGUUGUUGAGGAGCCAGACCCAGGAUUUUGAUCACAACCGCUGGUUGUUUGAGACCAAAGGGACUUAUGGGGUUGGGAAUGCUUUUUGGCAGGAUGAUCACAAUUAUUUUGGCGAUGAGGGAGUCAACAUGUCAGAUUUCAUGGACAAACCUUGGAAACCUCUAACUAGGAAAAUUAAAAUUCCAGGGGCUAUACUUAGCCCUUACAGGUUGUUGGUGGUUAUCCGUAUAGUAAUCCUAGCUUUCUUUCUAGCAUGGCGAAUUCGGAACCCCAACUAUGAUGCAAUGUGGUUGUGGGGAAUAUCAAUAGUUUGUGAGAUUUGGUUUGCAUUCUCUUGGCUUCUUGACAUCCUCCCAAAACUGAACCCAAUAAACAGAAGCACAGACCUUGCUGCAUUGCAUGACAAGUUUGAUCAACCAUCUUCUACCAACCCUACUGGUCGCUCAGACUUGCCUGGCAUUGAUGUGUUCGUGUCCACUGCUGAUCCUGAGAAGGAGCCACCUCUUGUCACUGCCAACACCAUUCUUUCCAUUCUUUGUGCAGACUAUCCAAUUGAAAAACUUGCAUGCUAUAUUUCAGAUGAUGGUGGUGCCAUACUCACAUUUGAAGCCAUGGCUGAAGCUGUCAAAUUUGCUGAGGUAUGGGUACCCUUUUGUCGGAAACACAACAUUGAGCCAAGGAAUCCUGAUGCUUACUUCAACUUGAAGAAAGACCCCACAAAGAACAAGAAAAGGCCAGAUUUUGUGAAGGAUCGCAGAUGGAUCAAGAGAGAGUAUGAUGAAUUCAAGGUGAGAAUCAAUGGACUUCCUGAGUUAAUACGUAAAAGAAGUAAAAUGCACAACUCUAAGGAGGAGAAGAAAGCAAAGCAAUUAGCUAAGGAGAAAAAUGGUGGAACUCUACCAACAGAUUAUACCAGUGAAGUACCUAAGGCUACAUGGAUGGCUGAUGGCACUCACUGGCCAGGGACCUGGUACAGCCCUACACCUGAUCACUCUAAGGGUGACCAUGCUGGAAUCUUGCAGAUAAUGAGUAAGGUCCCAGAUCAUGACCCAGUAAUGGGCUUUGCAGAUGAGAAAAAGCUAGAUUUCACAGGCAUAGACAUCAGGGUUCCAAUGUUUGCAUAUGUAUCCAGAGAGAAGAGACCAGGGUAUGAUCACAACAAGAAAGCAGGAGCAAUGAAUGCUAUGGUUCGAGCCUCGGCUAUUUUGUCCAAUGGACCAUUUAUACUCAAUUUGGAUUGUGACCACUACAUCUACAAUUCCCUUGCUAUGAGGGAGGGAAUGUGCUUCAUGAUGGACCGUGGUGGUGAUCGCGUUUGCUACAUACAGUUUCCACAAAGAUUUGAAGGGAUUGAUCCGUCUGACCGAUAUGCAAAUCAUAACACAGUCUUCUUUGAUGGAAAUAUGAGAGCAUUGGAUGGUCUCCAAGGUCCAAUGUAUGUGGGGACAGGUUGCAUGUUUAGGAGGUAUGCACUCUAUGGAUUUGAACCACCAAGAUUUAUUGAACACACAGGCAUGUUUGGAAGAGUGAAAACCAAGGUGAACCGUAAUGCACCACAAAUAAGAGACCGCAAUGAUGAUGAUGAUGAAGCUAUGCAACCCCUGACAUCUGAUUCAGAAAUGGGUUAUCCACAAAAGUUUGGAAGCUCAACUAUGUUCACAGAAUCCAUAGCUGUGGCUGAGUUCCAAGCAAGGCCACUUGCUGAUCACAAAUCUGUGAAGAAUGGAAGACCACCUGGAGCUUUGAUCGCACCACGUCCACCGUUGGAUGCCCCCACUGUUGCAGAGGCAAUUGCUGUCAUCUCAUGCUGGUAUGAGGACAAGACAGAAUGGGGGGACAGAAUAGGUUGGAUUUACGGGUCAGUGACAGAGGAUGUGGUGACAGGUUACAGGAUGCACAACCGUGGGUGGAGAUCAAUAUACUGCAUCACAAGGAGAGACGCUUUCCGCGGCACAGCACCUAUAAACCUCACUGAUCGCCUCCACCAAGUGCUGAGAUGGGCCACAGGCUCUGUGGAGAUCUUCUUCUCAAGAAACAACGCCUUUUUCGCGAGCCGGCGCCUCAAGUUCUUGCAGAGAAUUUCCUACCUCAACGUUGGAAUCUACCCCUUCACCUCAGUGUUUCUGGUUGUAUAUUGCUUCAUACCUGCCCUCUCCCUUUUCUCAGGACAGUUCAUAGUCUCAGGCUUGAAUACAGCUUUCCUCAUCUAUCUUUUGCUCAUCACAAUUUGCCUCACACUUAUAUCCCUCCUUGAAGUGAAGUGGUCAGGGAUUGCCCUUGAGGAAUGGUGGCGCAAUGAACAAUUUUGGGUCAUUGGUGGAACUAGUGCUCACCUUGUUGCUGUCAUACAAGGCUUGCUAAAGGUAGUGGCAGGCAUAGAGAUUUCAUUUACCUUGACAUCUAAGUCAGCUGGAGAGGAUGAAGAGGAUGUCUAUGCUGAUCUCUACAUUGUGAAAUGGACCAGUCUCUUCAUCAUGCCACUCACAAUUCUCCUCAUUAACUGCAUUGCCUUGAUCAUGGGGAUUCUAAGGACAGUGUAUAGUGUGAUACCUGAGUGGAACAAGCUCCUGGGGAACAUGUUCUUUAGCUUCUGGGUGCUGUCUCAUAUGUACCCUUUUGCCAAAGGGUUGAUGGGUAAGAGAGGAAGGGUGCCCACAAUUAUUUAUGUGUGGUCAGGGAUUCUCUCCAUUACCAUUGCACUGCUUUGGAUCACAAUUGAUCCUCCAAGUGACACUCUCCAAUCAGGAAGUAUUGAUGUAUGAAAAGUGUGCAGUUGGAAGCAUGAAGAUAUGUGCUGCAAAGAGUUUUGAACAAAACAUGCAUUGUGACAAACUAAGCAAAAAUAAAGGACUAAAUGGAAAUGCAAAGGAAGAGAUAGCUGGCUUAUGAAGGUGAUAAGAAGUGUACAAUAGAGAAGUUCUUUAAAAAUUGCUCAUGAUCUGUAUAAAUGUUUUUAUGUUUAUUUAUAAAUCUGUAAAUUUUCUUUGAGAAAGUAGACAGAAAUCAGGGAUAGAUGGCGCCUUUUUCUUCAACUUUU
Molecule: messenger RNA, 3515 nt
Organism: Cajanus cajan (pigeon pea)
Lineage: Eukaryota; Viridiplantae; Streptophyta; Magnoliopsida; Fabales; Fabaceae
Gene: CSLD1
Product: cellulose synthase-like D1
Biological process (GO): cellulose biosynthetic process
Cellular component (GO): membrane
Molecular function (GO): cellulose synthase (UDP-forming) activity
Source: RefSeq, a predicted model, not a curated record